Molecule: messenger RNA, 996 nt
Organism: Trypanosoma cruzi
Lineage: Eukaryota; Euglenozoa; Kinetoplastea; Trypanosomatida; Trypanosomatidae
Exons: 1
Coding region: 1-996 (331 amino acids)
Biological process (GO): L-methionine metabolic process
Molecular function (GO): acireductone dioxygenase [iron(II)-requiring] activity
Source: RefSeq, a predicted model, not a curated record
AUGCCUGGAGCUUGGCUUCUGAAUUCACAAGAGGGCAACUUUACAUUGCCAAGUCACUGCUCACCAGAUGUCUCGGUGCCGAUAAAUCUGCUGGAGGCGUAUGGUGUCUACUCUCGCACGGUGGACCCCGCGACACUGCACGAGCGUCAUCCAUCCGAUGACGAGGGACGGACUCGGGCACAACGUCUCGCGUGGAAUUUGGGCUACCAGGGGCAGGAGGAAGUGACACUUACUGCCGACUCCCAAGAAGAAUUGCGGGAACACCUUAACUUGGAUGAACAAAUGCGUAUUGUGGAAAGUGGAGUGCUGUACAUCGACUUCCGUGACGCAGAGGAACGGUGGAUUCGUGUUGAGGCCAAAUCAGGUGAUCUGGUCGUUCUUCCGCGUGGCCUUUACCAUCGUCUUGUCCCUGCUGCUGACUCCUCUCCGGUUAAGCUGUUGCGCCUGUUCCGUAAAUCUGCCGUAUUUCAACCAAUUCCUCGCAAUGGUGAACUCAGUGUCGAAGCUGCCGCGGAGGCGCGUGCGGCACAUGAAGACCACAAAUUUUACGUCUCUCAUCCACCGACAGAGACCAUUUUGGGUCCUGCAAACACGGAGGACAAUGUGUUGGUGAAAUCCCCUCGAGACUUUGACGCCACACUGGAUAAAGUUAGGGCGCAGCUGACGCCCGGUGAUAUACUUGUGCUUCUGUUCAAGGGUGCCUCUGACCGCAGGACGCACCAGUCGUGGUGUCCGCCGUGUGCGACUGCGGAACCAAUUGUGAGACGCGCAGUGGAGGCGGCCAAACAAAAGCGUCGUGUUGUGUACGUUCAGUGCAAUGUUGAGCGUUCGGUAUACCUCGGGAACCCCGAUUAUGCCUACCGAAAGCACCCUCUUCUUAAUAUCGCCAGUAUUCCAUUUUUUUUGGUGCUGGAGCAAAGGGAGAAGGAGGUCUUUGAGUUGUGCCGAGAAAGCGAUCCAGGUGAAGGCUACAACUCUUGGGUAGAGAAAAUUUGA